Molecule: messenger RNA, 1726 nt
Organism: Amphiprion ocellaris (clown anemonefish)
Lineage: Eukaryota; Metazoa; Chordata; Actinopteri; Pomacentridae
Gene: gtf2e2
Product: general transcription factor IIE, polypeptide 2, beta
Exons: 8
Coding region: 224-1087 (287 amino acids)
Biological process (GO): transcription initiation at RNA polymerase II promoter
Cellular component (GO): transcription factor TFIIE complex
Source: RefSeq, a predicted model, not a curated record
CGCUGUCGUACCAGAAAAAUCGAACAAGAAACGGAAGCGCAGCAUGAGAAAAAAAUGAUAUGAAGUUAGUUAGCUAACGUUAACUUAUAUUGUCAUUUAAGUAACAAGGCAAAAACUGAGGCUUGCUGAAGUACGCAUUCUGUUUUGCAUCCGUCGUACUUAGUUAGUCCUCUUGGACUAACCUGUCACUUUCUCCGAGACAGAACAGGAACCAAGUGUCAGGAUGGAUCCAGCUCUGCUGAGGGAGAGGGAGCUGUUCAAGAAAAGGGCUCUUUCCACUCCAGCUGUCGAGAAAAGACAGGCUGCAUCAGACUCUGGAUCACACAAGAAGAAGAAGCCCAAAGUAGACAAAGAGAGCUCUUCGGGGUCCAAACACAGCACCGAAUCCAGCAAUGGAAACUUCAACAUCAAGGCAAGCUCUGGGUACAAGUUUGGCUGCCUGGCCAAGAUAGUCAAUUACAUGAAGACAAGGCAUCAGAACGGUGACACACACUUCCUGACCUUAGAUGAAAUUCUGGAUGAGACCAAACUACUUGACAUCAGCAUGAAACAGAAGCAGUGGCUCAUGACUGAGGCCUUAGUCAGCAACCCAAAAAUUGAGGUCCGUGAUGGGACAUACGGCUUCAAACCUAAGUACAACCUCAAGGACAAGAAAGCCUUACUGAGGCUGCUGGACAAACACGACCAGCUGGGUCUGGGAGGUGUGCUGCUAGAUGAUGUAGAGGAGGGCCUGCCCAACUCAGCCAAGGCUAUCAAGGCUUUGGGAGAUCAGAUCAUCUUUGUAACUAGGCCAGACAAGAAAAAGAUCCUAUUCUAUAAUGACAAGCACUGCCAGUUUGCGGUAGACGAAGAAUUUCAGAAGCUGUGGAGGAGUGUUCCAGUUGACUCCAUAGAUGAAGAGAAGAUUGAGGAGUAUCUGAAAAAGCAAGGCAUCUCCUCCAUGCAAGAAACGGGACCAAAAAAAGUGUUACCAGUUCAAAAGAGAAAGAAGCAAGGCGGGCAGAGGAAGAGACACUUCAAGACCCACAACAACCAUUUGGCUGGAGUACUGGAGGACUAUUCCGAUGGGGUUCCUGUAAAGAAGUGAAAUCUUUCCUCUCACUUGAUUCUGUAAUCUGUAAAUGGCUAGAGAUGGAGACCUUGGCCUCACUACAAAACAGACUUUUCAUGGUUGUCUGUAAUGUCAAACAAACUAGCUUAUUUUCCUUACUUUAUGCUCCUUGCAGUGAUCAGUGGUCUUGCAUUACAGUGACUCAAUAGCUACUGUGUUUUGGAAUCCUUUUCAGUUUAUUGAUCGGUUGUAAUUGAAGGACACUGGAAGAAAAGAGUACCGAUAUCAUUAAGGACAAAGAAUGCCCUUACCAAAACUGCAACUUUCAAAGGUAGCACCAUGACCUGUUAAAAUGUCAGAGGCUGAAAUGUGUAAAUACUUUUUUCAUUAUUUUAUUUAGUGUAACAUAAAAGUGUGUGGAUGGUUUUAUUUGAAUGGGUAGCAGUUCUCAUCUGAUGGUAACCUUCCAUCCUUUGAAUAGGAAGUACAAAAAAAACAGCCUUGUGUUGUGCAGUGCAUCACACUGAAGUCUCAUCCAGCAUGAAAAAUUUUCAACUUUAUUACUUGUGGAAUUUCAAAAAUAUUUAAAUGCUUCUACUUUGCAGAACCCUGGUAUAGUGGUUUAAAAUACUAGAAUUUUUUGAACUUAUUUUAAUAAAUUGCAUUGUUACACAA